ACUGAGCUGUCUACAAUGAGCAUCCGUUGGCAAAUCACUUGUCUGCUACUGCUGCCUUCCUGCACCCCAGGUUUUUCCAUGGAUGAUGGCAUUGUUGGUGGUAAAGUCUCUGUUCCACACAGUCGACCCUACAUGGUCUUCAUCCGUGACAGCGUUACAAAAACAACAUGUGGUGGUUUUUUGGUAAGAGAGGAUUAUGUGAUGACAGCCGCCCACUGCAGAAGAAAUAAUCUUGUGGUGUAUUUGGGAGUCGAUGACACCAGACAUUUACCUGGCGGUGUAGCUGUAGAUCCCAUUCCACAUCCAGGAUUCAAUAUGAACAAGAAAGGUCAUGACAUCAUGCUUCUAAAGCUCAAAACCCCUGCAGUUUUAAACAAAACGGUGAAUACUAUCGCUUUGCCUGGGAAUGAACAAUUCUCAAAGGACUGCAUGGUCAUGGGUUGGGGCUGGCAAGAUUACCAUCAUGGGUCUCCUUCAGAUGUGCUCAAAGAAGCAAAUGUGACUCUGAUAGACUCUGAAAACUGUGGCCCGGCUGACACUCUGUGCAAUGAGGGAAAAACUGGACCAUCACAGGGAGACUCUGGGGGUCCACUUGUUUGUGGAGGUGUUGCACAGGGAAUUGUGUCAUUUUACAAAAACCACACAAAUGCAGAUUACCUCACGGUGUACACUCAUAUUUCUCACUUCUUUGCAUGGAUUCAUGACAACAUGAUACCACCUACUCAGCAGCGAUAUGAAACAUGGAAGGGCAAGCUGGAUAAACUCAUUUAGUUGUCUGGUUCAAUGCAAGUUCUGUCAUUUAUAUUUGGUUCAGUUUUACACCAAUCAUUAAAUGUGCAAGUUUAAAAUAAAGGCUUAUUUGUAACACUUUUACACAAGUCUAAUAGGAAUUUCAUUUUUCUGUUGCUAAAAACCACUUUCAGCUAAAUACAGCACAGUCAAACCUGAAUCUAGACAUCAGAUCGAUCGCUCUGGAAAGAAAAGUAACUUAAAAGGGUCUUAUCAGAAAGAUGCUAAUGCUAAUAAAUGAGAGAGAGACCAGACUUUGCUAAAUCCAUGCCACAAAGACUUGAGAUCAUUUGUUAAGGUUGUACCUGAUAAAGUGGCCACUAUGCGUAAAAAUGACAAGUUGCAAAAAUUGCAGAUAAUGAUAUUCUCACAACUAUCAAGACUGCCCCUAGUGUGCACUUACAUUUACAUUUAUUCAUUUAGCAG
Carassius auratus (goldfish) is the source of this 1215-nucleotide messenger RNA. RefSeq names its product duodenase-1. The transcript is spliced from 5 exons. Lineage: Eukaryota; Metazoa; Chordata; Actinopteri; Cypriniformes; Cyprinidae. The record is from RefSeq and is a predicted model, not a curated record. The coding region runs from base 16 to 771 and encodes 251 amino acids. Gene Ontology annotation, biological process: proteolysis. Gene Ontology annotation, molecular function: serine-type endopeptidase activity.